Silurus meridionalis is the source of this 3140-nucleotide messenger RNA. RefSeq names its product mitochondrial calcium uptake family, member 3b (gene micu3b). Gene Ontology annotation, biological process: mitochondrial calcium ion homeostasis; calcium import into the mitochondrion. The coding region runs from base 83 to 1501 and encodes 472 amino acids. NCBI's taxonomy places the organism in Eukaryota, Metazoa, Chordata, Actinopteri, Siluriformes, Siluridae. Gene Ontology annotation, molecular function: calcium ion binding. The record is from RefSeq and is a predicted model, not a curated record. The transcript is spliced from 14 exons. Gene Ontology annotation, cellular component: uniplex complex.
CCUGUGCGCGCGCUUGAUUGGACUGGGCUAAAGCACAUCUCGCGAGGAGUCGCUUCGCACUGGCCACUGUGGCACUGGAACGAUGGCGGCGGUCGUACGCCGGUUCAGCACUAUAGUAAACAUCAUCAGCGCUUGUAAAAAAGGCACAACCCAAUCGUUCAAAUGGAAAAUCUCCACGCGACGGGUUGUGACAGGGCUGUGCAUCGCGGCAGGUGGACUAGCUGCGUGUCAACAUUGCCGAGUGAAAUCAGUCGACACAACAAGGAGGAUCCACGUAGUCCCGGUUGUGUUUGCUAAAGAAAAGACAAAGAUCUCUGCUGAUGAUGAAGCCGUGGCAAUGUCAGCUCAUGAGCACAGGUUCCGUCUGUUUAGUUCAGUGGAGUACGAAGGGCAGCUUUACAUGACACCACAGGACUUCAUCGAGUCAGUUACCAUGAGUGAGCCAAAGAAAAAAAAGUUUUGGCGAGCCCUGGCAAAACAGGAUUUAGACAAGAUUCUCUCAGAUACACCUCCUGUUUGGAAAGGCUCAUCCAGGCUUUUCAGGAACUUAAAUGAAAAAGGCAUCAUCUCAUAUACAGAGUAUCUGUUUCUUCUUUGCAUUUUGACAAAGCCUCAGGCAGGAUUUAAGAUAGCUUUCAACAUGUUUGAUGCAGAUGGCAAUGAAAUGGUGGACAAAAGGGAGUUUAUGGUGCUAGAGGAAAUAUUUCGUAAGAAAAAUGACAAAAAGGAUAGAGUUGGAGAGAAUGAUAGCAUAUCACAACUGAAUGUGGAACUGUAUGGAUAUCAAGGUUCUGUCAGCCAUGCUGUUCUUAAAAAAGAACAGCAAGAUUUUGUACCUAGAAGCUUCUGGGAUGUGCUGAAGCAUGGUGCAAAAAUAGUUCUCUUUUCAGAUCUGGUGGAGCAUGUACAAGAGAACAUUGUUGACACAACUCUGUUGGUGCAUUUCUUUGGAAAAAAAGGAAAAACCGAACUCAACUUUGAGGACUUUUACAGAUUCAUGGACAACCUGCAGACAGAAGUACUUGAGAUCGAGUUCCUUGCCUAUUCUAAAGGCAUGACCACUAUCAGUGAGGAAGACUUUGCUCGGAUCCUUCUACGAUACACUACUGUGGACAACAUCAGCAGCUACCUGGAGAAUGUACAUCAGAGCAUUCCUGAUGAGAAGGGAAUCACAUUUGAGGAAUUCAGGUCAUUCUUUCAGUUCCUUAACAACUUAGAAGACUUUGCCAUUGCCAUGCAAAUGUAUAACUUCGCAAGUCGACCGAUUGGACAAGAUGAGUUUGCACGUGCAGUCUAUGUGGCCACGGGCUUAAAACUCUCCCAACACCUUGUGAACAUUGUCUUCAAGAUUUUUGACGUGGACCACGAUGAGCAACUUAGCUACAAGGAGUUCAUUGGAAUCAUGAAGAACCGUCUGCAUCGAGGCUCCUGGGGAUAUCAAGGAGCGGAGAGGUUCACCACCUUUAAGGCCUGUAUGAAGAAAGAGCUAUCUGGAAAAUAGUUUGAAGAAAAGAAAAGAAAAAAAAAAGCCUUAUUUAUACCUGUUAUUAUAGCCAUAUUUAGUGUUUGUAGCUAUUCUCAGUGAAAUCUAGUGAUAUUGUCUUUCCCAAAAAACAGGCUUGGUAGUAUGAUAUUGCUUUUUGGAUGUUUCAACAAAAGCACAGCAGGAAAGCACAAUGUGUUUUUACCAAGACUUUGCCUAAGCAUCCUGUUACUCUGCAAUAUUCAUGUGCUGGUCAAUUAACAGAUACUAGACACCAGACAGACACUGGGCCAGUAAGAACAGCCAUUGAAUUAAGUUUUAUGUUAAGAUUCAAGAAAGGAAUUAGUUGAUGAUUUUGCCUAUUAAAAUUGUAUGUAGGAUGUUAGCUGUUACAUUAGGAAUUGUGUAAUUGAAAAUUUACUAUAGCUAGUUACCAUUAGACUAUACAUUAGGCUAUAGCUUGUAAUCAAUUUUUAAUAUUAAUGGUUUAACCCUUUAACAGGCAAUCAAUGAAAUACUCGCACAGAAUCUUUUUAUGUUCAUUCUUACUAAUUAAACCACAUUUAGAUUUUAAUCCCCCCCCCCCCCCCCUAGCAUAGGCAUUAUGGACAGCUGGCUGAUUUGCCUGUUAAAAGUAACAGUGGAAGAGCCUAUUAAAUACAACAAAUGAGCAUUAUGGUUUUACUUUACUUAAAAUUCUAUUGUACACUUUUUUUUUACAUUUUAGCUUAACAAAUUAACAAAUAAGGAGUAGCUCAAGUGAUAUCAGUAUGUGGUUUUCACAUACUCUGUAAGUAUCCAAUAUCUGAAAGAGCCCCCUUGUGAAUUUAUGUCAGAAACAUCAAUCUUAAUCUCUUGAGAUGAAGCAAAAAGUUCGAGCUGAAAUUAUGAACACUACAUAUUUUAAUAAUUAUGAUAGAUGUGUCUAACUGCAUGAUUAAGAUGCCUGUUAAAUAGCUAAAUACUUAAAUGUUAGUGAAACUAGUGAAGAAUACACUCAAAGUACCUCUAAUAUGAUAAGCCAUUGAAUCAGAUUAAGCCUUUACCUCCAGGAUAUCUGCCUAAUACCUUUCCAGUGACACAUUUGCAGAGCCCUUUAACAUAAAAUAAGAAAAAGAUUAAUAUUUACAUUUUACAUACAACCAUUAAAAACAGAAACAUUUUUAAAUAUUUUAUAAAUACUGUAUUUUAUAACCUUGGUUUAACCUAUUCAGGAUUUUGCUCUUCAGGCCUUUUGCAGAAAUGCAAUAUGUUUUCAUUCAACAACCAAGGCAAAAUCAUGGUGGGUUUAUGACUAUAUUUUUCUAUGUAGUCUUCUAUAAUAUGUCAGGACCUAGUAUAUUUAUAAUCAAAAUAUUUUCUGAAGCCAACAUAUACAAUCAGGACUGUUUUAUUGCUUGACUAUGAAAACCAGGUUAUAGUUAAUCAGGACAAUGCCAUACUCCAUGUAGAGGUGAUGCUUAUUCAAUAAGAAGUCUGUGGGAUCAAAUCAAAAAAAUUUGAAAAGCCAAAGUCAGCACUGAUAUCUGUGUAUUAGCCUCUAUCUGUCUUUUGUAAAAAAAACAAAAAACAAAAAAAAAACAAGACUACUGUAAAAGCAUUAAAGAGUGUAUUGUCAUAUGUAAACUGGCUGAAUAAAUAACCUACCCUAUACCUU